AUGCCGGAGCAGUUCAACUUAGGACCAACUAAGCCUACGGUAAAAUGUACUGUUAAUAGUCAAUGGAGCAUGGCAGCCGCUGCUGCAAAUGAGGGGGUAAUAUUGACAGAAGAUGUCGACACAGCUGUCUUCCAUAUAGAGAAUCUUACAAAAUGCGCGACCGCAAAGUCUUUGAAAGUGGUUAAGCCGGUCUCCGAGUCCGCCACCAACAACGCGGUGACAGUGAAGACACGAGGUGGGCAGACCUCGCCGCGGGCACUCGCUUCACGGGUGCAUCCAGUCUUGCCGAUGGCAGCGGGAGGUGAAAGAGUCGCCCAUGCAGCUGUCCGUCUUUAA
Messenger RNA from Leptosia nina, 336 nucleotides. NCBI's taxonomy places the organism in Eukaryota, Metazoa, Arthropoda, Insecta, Lepidoptera, Pieridae. The record is from the annotation of a GenBank genome assembly.